AUGCCACUGCUGUCGUACGAAGGUGUGGACGUCGAGCUCCCCUCGAACUUGACGGGUAUUGAAGUUGAAGUCACGGCUGGGACACUCACGAUCCACUGCUGCAACUUCACGGGGGACGUCGUAUUGCGACAACGGACCACGGUCUCAAGUCGCGCGUCGCAGCAGACGAGACCUUGUGCUAGUUAUAGCAGCAAACGAAGUCACGACACGAGUCGUCAACGUGACGAUGGCGGUUUCGAAGCGAACGUCAAGCGGCUACGGCCUCGUUUUCUCAAUGAAGCAGAGCAGACGGUGCUGCUUGCCCGAUUGAAUGGAUCGCCGAGCUCUUGCAGCAGACAAGUGAUGGACAAGUCGGUGGCAGUAGAGGGGACGACAGGUGGUGGGGUGCAAACGACAAAGAAGACGCUUAAUGAAGAGCACGAAGAAGAAGGCGAGCAAAACUGCACUGACGUAUGCCGUGGAUUCUUCAAUGUCGCUUGA
This is a messenger RNA of Peronospora matthiolae, 480 nucleotides long. NCBI's taxonomy places the organism in Eukaryota, Oomycota, Peronosporomycetes, Peronosporales, Peronosporaceae. The record is from the annotation of a GenBank genome assembly.